CUUCCUGAUGGCAUGGAAAGAGGGCGGGAACCACAACCGUGUGUCACACUACAAAUAUCACUUCCCUGUGAGUCAACUAUGAGUUCUGGCUUACAGAGCAGCACUCUCAUUCACGAUCGAUCACUUCUAGAUUUCCAGAAGUUUCUUUGCUGUGUUUUGUUCUAGAGGGCCAUGCUGUACAUAGAGUUGAUCAGGCUGUGGGAUGAGGCUGUACAGGCAAUAGACAGCCGGGACUGGCAGGGCGCUCUCACUAAACUCAACCAGAUCACAGAACACAACUGUCGCACUAUGUUUGUGGUCGCGUCGACACACAUCGCCCUGGGUCAAGUGGAUUUGGCCAUCAAGGCUCUCGACCAGGCAAUCGCAAAGGAUUGCUGUCUUGCUGUGGGAUUUUUUCAGAGGUCUGCUGUUCAUAUGAUGGCAAACAGACUGGAGGAAGCAUUGUCUGAUUGUAUAUGGGCUCAGAAAUACAUGAGGGAAAACCCUGUCAUUGACUACAAACAGCUGGGUCUUCGCUAUAAACUGUACACCUGGCAGGUUCUUUAUAAUGCAGCAGCCAUUCAUUCUAGACUGCAACAAUGGGACAAAGCCAGGGAUAUUUUACAGUCGGCCGCACAGGAGAGAGGAGCGGGCCGAAGCAACCUAAUAGACACAGCUCUAGAGGCCAUUUCGAGGAGAGAGGCUUUAAAGCCUCUCCUGGUGCCCGAGGGUGAAGUGUUCCGUCCCAGGAAACAGGAAGUAGAUCAGCUUAAACCGAGGGACUUCUUGGGUGAAGCAAAGGUCAUCACUUCUUUGAUUCCAAACGAUGACUUCAGGGGCUUUGAUCCUCUCAGACCACAGAAACCAGGGUACUAUGAGCCAAAGGUAGUCGACGGCCAGGACUCUCGUUACAUGGUAAUGAAGAGUGCUUAUGUGGCAAAAGGGGCAGGGGAGCUAACAGUGCCUGCUGGAGCAGAAGUGUUUGUGUAUAGUGACGACGACAAGGACGGGCUGGCAGUAGUCAUUUAUGAUGGAAAGAGAGGUCUGGUUCCCAAUUUCCUGCUUGAACCGAUGGGCAAGAAAAACAAGGGUAAAGUCAAGCGAAUUGAACUCGCCAAUGGCAUCCCACAUCCACCAGCCCUAAAACCCCCAAAUCGACCCCAAUGUCCAUCUCAACGUUCACUAGAGUUGCACCCCUCCUGUGCCUGUGAUACCCACGCAUCUCCACCAACGACCAGCAACUCCAGCAACAUCCCUACGCAGCAGGCCCAAACCUCACCCCAGGACUCUGGAUCAGUCAUAGUCAAGGUGCACUAUACAUGCACCAUGGCUCUGAGAGUCCCUUUAGAUACUCCUUUCCGGGAUCUGCAAGAGAAAAUCGCACAGAAAUUAGGACAGCCCGUGACGAACAUUCGCCUCAGACACAGAAGGCAUGGCACCAGAGUACUAAGGCCACUAAAUGGUGACGAUGGACUGGAUAGCUUAGAGGGUGUGGCUGAUUCAGGACGUGCCGAAAUCUGGUGUCAGACUGAGGACCCUCUGGCCAACAGGACCAUUCUUUAUCAGAUGGUGGCACUAUAUGACUACAUUGCACAAGGCCCAGAGGAUUUGGAAUUCAGUGAAGGUGACACAAUUGACAUCCUCAGUGAAGUGAAUGAGGAAUGGCUAGAAGGGCACAUUGCUGGAAAAAUCGGCAUCUUCCCUAGAAGUUUUGCUCAUCGGGAUACAGAGAGCAUCAGUGGGGCAUCAACAGAUUGACACAGCCUCUAAACAUCUUCAGUGGCCAUAUUAGCAUUCAAUCAUUAAAGGGAUACUUCACUUUUUUUGGAAAUAGGCUCAAUUUACAAGUCCCC
This is a messenger RNA of Pimephales promelas (fathead minnow), 1832 nucleotides long. RefSeq names its product NADPH oxidase activator 1 (gene noxa1). The record is from RefSeq and is a predicted model, not a curated record. Gene Ontology annotation, biological process: superoxide anion generation. Lineage: Eukaryota; Metazoa; Chordata; Actinopteri; Cypriniformes; Leuciscidae. Gene Ontology annotation, molecular function: protein binding; superoxide-generating NADPH oxidase activator activity.